Molecule: messenger RNA, 1191 nt
Organism: Acaulospora colombiana
Lineage: Eukaryota; Fungi; Glomeromycota; Glomeromycetes; Diversisporales; Acaulosporaceae
Source: the annotation of a GenBank genome assembly
AUGGAAGAGAAUAACGAUCAAACCAAUGAUCAAAGUAAUCAUCAAAAUAUUAUACCGUUAACCGGCGCAAGGAUCGGUUUUCCUGCAUGCAUAUUGAGAAGCAACGUUGAAUCGGCACAAGCGUGGACGAACGUAUUUAUGCCGCCGGUCUACAGACCUCCGUUUACUAAAGGCAAAGAAAAAGAGUCCACUGAGAAACAGGAUACCGAUGAUGGUAUUCCUGGCGGUAUAUUGAAUGACAAAGAUUUAAUACAUGUGCUAAAGGAUGAUGAGAAGCCUGACAUGUACACACAUCGGUUAUCUUACAACACCGUAACUAACGCAUAUUACGAGAAUGGAAGGUUGGACAGAGAAUACAUUAAAACAUGGAAAAAAGGAGUUCUUCUGUGGGACAACAUUGAUUAUAAGAGGGAAUACGAUUGGAACAUUGUAGACUCCUAUAAGGAUGUGACCUCACUUGUCGAAGGUCAAUAUGGAUUUGUGUUGCAUGCUUCGUUAAGUGGAGGUUUACAUACAAAUAUUUCAUGGCAAAGAACUCAACUCUUUAGAACACCGGUUGACAAUUCUGGAGUUGUGGAUGAUGACUCGGGAGUUAGUUUUGGACUGGAUGUGAGGGUGGAGCUGAUUCCGGAUUUGGUAUGCGAACCACUCCCUGAAAUCGAGUACAGUAAAGAAGGGAAAGGUAAAGAAUUAAUAAUAAAUGACAAUGAUACCAGCGAUUUUGUCGUGCAUCUGAAAAUUCCAGAAAGUUUGGAAGAUAACGAUCACGUAACCCCCAACAAAGAAAUUCGAGAUUUCCAUGUUCAUCGCAAUGUACUUUCGGCCAGAUCAGACUACUUCAAAGCAUUAUUCGAUUCACAUAUGACCGAGUCCAGAGAAAAUUCGGUUACACUAACGGACAUUUCUUUAAAUUCUCUUGAAAUCAUUCUCAAAUUCAUCUAUGACGGCUCUUUACCAGAUAUAAAUUCGUAUGACGAAUGGGUUGAAUUAUUGCAUGGUGCCUCGAGAUUUUUAAUCCCUGCACUGAUUCAGAGGUGUGAAAAGAGCAUAAGGGAAUAUGUGAAUAAUGAAUCGGUGGAAACCAUUGAAGCACUCGCUAACGAAUGUGGUGCCAAUCAAUUGUUGAGGUGUUGUAAAAUGUUGGAAGUCGAGGAUGAAGAGGUGACGCACGACAAUAGGUCGACCGCAUAA